GUAUGGAUUUCCGCUGCAUUGCGCUUGCGCGACCAGAAGCAGCGCGCAGGGGUUUGUGGGUAGGACAUCCAUAGGUCAGCCAUAUUGCUGUGGUGUGAGUGAAGGAAAGCGAGAAUAUGAGGGGGAUCCGGGGCAUAAGUCAAUUAUCUAAGAGGCUGUAUGCAGCCCAGGCGGCCCGUAAGGUGGAGGCAGCCGAACCACUGAAGUUUCCCCCACAGGAUGUGCAGGUGACAAAGCUGCCUAGUGGUUUAGUGAUUGCAUCCCUGGAAAACUACUCUCCUGCAUCUCGGAUCGGUGUGCUCGUUCGUGCGGGUAGCCGUUAUGAGACGAUGGAUAACCUCGGUGUCACACACUUGCUACGUCUGGCCGCUAGUCUGACUACCAAGGGUGCAUCUGCCUUCAAGAUCUGCCGUGGUGUUGAGGCUGUAGGAGGAAGCCUGAGUGUGGCAAGCUCGAGAGAAACUAUGGUCUACACAGUGGACUGCUUGAGAGAUCACAUUGACACUGUUAUGGAGUAUCUGAUCAACGUGACCACUGCACCAGAGUUUCGUCCAUGGGAAGUGUCUGAUCUCGCUGCAAGACUGAAGGUGGAUAAGGAACUUGCCAAGCAGAAUCCACAGAUUGGUGUGAUUGAGAAUUUGCAUGCAGCAGCUUAUAAGAACGCCCUGUCCAAUUCUUUAUACUGUCCAGACCACAUGGUUGGACAAAUCAGUGCAGAACAGAUGCACACCUUUGUUCAAAACAACUUUACCAGUGCAAGAAUGGCCCUUGUUGGUCUUGGAGUGGAUCAUGCUGUACUGAAGCAGGUUGGAGAGCAGUUCCUGAACAUCCGCAGUGGAAUGGGCACUGUUGGCUCUAAAGCUGUCUACCGGGGAGGUGAGCUGAGAAAUCAGAGCGGAGGCAGUCUUGCACACGCUCUCGUGGUCAGUGAGGGUGCGACCGCUACAUCGGCCGAAGCCACUGCAUUCGGCGUACUGCAGCAUGUGCUCGGAUCAGGACCACGGAUUAAAAGAGGCGCCAACACCACCAGCAAACUAAGUCAGGCUAUCUUGAAAGUUACCGCUCAACCCUUCGACGCAUCUGCCUUCAAUGCCAGCUACACUGACUCUGGGCUGUUUGGCUUGUACACCAUCUGCCAGCCUAAUGCUGCCAAAGAUGUUAUUACAGCAGCGGUUGGUCAGGUGAAUGAUGUUGCUCAAGGGAAUCUGGCAGCAGCUGACCUUAGUAGAGCCAAGAAUCAGCUGAAGGCGGACUACCUGAUGUCCAUCGAGAGUACUGAGGGAUUAAUGGAGGCUAUUGGUACACAGGCGCUCGCAGAGGGCACCUACCAUUCCCCUGAGGUCGUGACCCAGAAAAUUGAAGCCGUGUCUUCUGCUGAUGUUGUCAAUGUGGCAAAAAAAUUCAUGUCUGGCAAGAAGACAAUGUCUGCCAGCGGACACCUGGUCAACAUGCCUUUUGUUGAUGAAAUCUGAGGGAAAACGUGUACUCUCACAUAUUUUAUUUUUAAACAAUAUCUAACUCCUCAUUCUAAAAGAAAAUGAGGACAUGUUUGUUGUCUUGUUGCUGUUCAAAUAAAUAUAAUAAAGUCAUCAACAGUUAAUCUUGAUGUUGAAGUGGUGUUACAUCAAGAGAGGACCUCAGCAGCUGCCCAUUUGAAAUGUAUAGAUGUAAAUUAAUGAAUAAAAAUCUGUGUACCAACAUCAACAAA
Molecule: messenger RNA, 1708 nt
Organism: Paramisgurnus dabryanus
Lineage: Eukaryota; Metazoa; Chordata; Actinopteri; Cypriniformes; Cobitidae
Gene: uqcrc2b
Product: ubiquinol-cytochrome c reductase core protein 2b
Biological process (GO): proteolysis
Cellular component (GO): mitochondrion
Molecular function (GO): metal ion binding; metalloendopeptidase activity
Source: RefSeq, a predicted model, not a curated record